CAGCUCUGUCUGAAGUUGUCGGAACAAGGGGACGCAAAUCCACGUGACAUCGCCGACAACCUGACUGUGUCAGUCGCCAACAUCACCUGCUCCAUGGUGUUCGGGAAACGCUACGACUAUGAUGACGUCACGUUUGUGGAACUGACCAAAAGCAUAAACAAACUGUUCGCCGAACUUGGAUCGAGUCAGCUGAUGACCGUAUUUCCAUUUCUGCGAUUCGUACCGGGAGUUAAUUCAUCAAACAGGAUUAUUGUCGAAUGCCUAAACGAGGUCCAGGCAUACCUUCGACAUGAAAUUACAAAGCAUCGCGAGAACCUGGACACCGAGAAUCCACGAGACUUCAUUGACCUCCUCCUCACCGAACUACAGACCCAAGAGAAGACAGACUGCUUUACCGAGGAGAACAUUGUGUUUAUAAUCCAAGACCUGUUUACUGCUGGAGUCGAGACCACAGCCUCCACCUUGCGAUGGGGUCUUCUGUACAUGGUUCUGAGUCCAGAGGAGCAGCAAAAGGUCCAAGCUGAGCUGGACAGUAUCCUGGGAACAGACCAUGACGUGCCCACCCUGGCCCACAGGUCCCAGCUCCCGUAUACUGAGGCUACUAUCAUGGAGAUCCAGCGAAUCAGGGCCAUCGGUCCCCUUGGUGGUCCUCACGCUCCAAACGAGGACACGACUUUCCGAGGCUACGACAUCCCAUCAGGAACGCAGGUUCUUCCCAACCUGUGGUCAGCUCAUAUGGACCCGGAGUUCUGGCCGGACCCAGAGAAGUUUGACCCCCGUAGGUUCCUUGACUCUGGCGGCAAUGUGGUCCGUAGGCAGGAAUCCUUCAUGCCUUUUUCUACUGGACGUCGUGCCUGCAUCGGUGAGCAGCUGGCUAAGAUGGAGCUCUUUCUGCUCUUUUCUUCCCUCGUGAAACACUUCACCUUCAAGUUGCCAGAGGGCGCAGCUGCACCUUCGACAGUUGGCUGCUUGGGUUUAACCUAUGUCCCACCAACAGUAAAUAUGUGCAUCAUCAAACGCUAGGGAUACAAUGUCAACAUAAUUAUGAUAUUGGUUCAAAAUACCUAUAUUCUAAAAGGUGACUGAGUUACCUUGUUUAGAUAUUUUAGAUAUUGACAUAAAGCCAACUGAAAAGUAAAUGAUGAAUAUAUGGAUAUUUAUAUCCAUCAACAAACAUAUAUCUUUAUAUAUUUUUCCAGUACAUAUAUUUGUCAUAUUGUACAACCUCGACCUACUAAGGAGAACCAUCUCUAAAGACCCAUUACGUAGAUCGUAGCUACAUAUAUACAAUAAAUGCGGGAAUACUUGGGAUACUCGUGCAUUAUGUCGUAUAAAUUUCAAUUGUCUUGCUACGGAAAAGAUUGUCCUAGAUCCUGGUCAGUGGUUUGUUUUGGUUAGCCUGUUGAAAAAUUAUAUGACAUUAGAGUCGUAGGAUGACAUACGACAAAUGAGUGUCCGUAAUAGAUUUGGCUACUUUUAGAUGUUAACUGCACCUCGGUGCAAGUACGGAUACUUUUAGCUUAAUAGUGUUGAUAGGGAGGCCAAAGGUAAAUGUUUUUUAAGCAUUUUGAAAGACUGACAUUGCAAAAUUACAUUAAACAGUUAUAAUUAGUGGCCAUGAAAACUUCAUUCGCUGUUAAAACGUACCACAAGUAAUGAAGUCAAUUUCGGAGUAAUGCGAUGCCAGUUAGUAUAAUUCUAUUACAUAUGAAAUGGAAUUGAUCUGAUUGAGUGGGUUACAAGUGCACUAAGAUGUGUGUAGAAGUCAUUGAUUAGAAAUUCAACGAUUAUUGUUUAUUCUGAACUCAAUUUUGUAUAUACUGAGAUUUGCAUAAGACUUGUGGUUGAGACUGUACUAGUGCCCUAAUACAUAACUAAUACAUACAUAAUUCAUCCGGUUUUACACCGGUGAGGCACAGUCCAAAGCACAAGUUUUCCAGUAUGAUCUGUCCUUCAUGGCAGACAUUAAACUAGACCCUGACAGUCCAAUGUCUCUUUGUAUCAUUGUCUUUAAGGUAAUGUAUGGUCGGCGCCUUCCUUCUGGCAGCCAGUCCAUUAGUCUCCCUGCAGGCUCGUUCCCACGAACCACAUGCCCUGCCAGGGCGAGCCGGCGCCGCCUCACCACAGAUGAAAUGGCUGGGAGUGGGCCGUAUAGUUGUUUGUUGGUUAAACAGUCUCUUCAUGAAACAUUAUACACCUUUCUUAACAUUUUCGUAUAAGUACCAUCCAAUUUUUUGCUCUGGGCUGCUGUCAUAGUCCAUGACUCACAACUAUACAGUAGAAUGGACUCAGUACAUGCUUUAAACACUUUGGUUUUUGUGUGCUUACUGAUGGGUGCUUUCCAUAUCUUUUGUAAGGAAUGGAGAGAACUCCAGGCUUGAGCAAUCCUACAUUCCAUAUCUUUCUCAGAAUUGGUACUAGUGCCCAUCUCUGUCAUUAACUUAGUACCUACCUGUAAAUCUGGAACUAGAAUGAAGAAUUUCUGAUAAACUCUGAGGUUGACACGAGCAUGUGACAAAGUGAUAAUUUUGUACUUUUUGCUUUGAAAUUUCUCCUCAAAGGUUGUCUCAGUCAGCUACAUGUGAAAAUCUCUUUAAAUAAAUAAAAUAGAUAGACAAGGCGUCAACAUUCACACACAAUGUCAAUUUG
Messenger RNA from Branchiostoma floridae (Florida lancelet), 2649 nucleotides. RefSeq names its product cytochrome P450 2U1-like. The transcript has 6 exons. Lineage: Eukaryota; Metazoa; Chordata; Leptocardii; Amphioxiformes; Branchiostomatidae. Gene Ontology annotation, biological process: xenobiotic metabolic process. The coding region runs from base 94 to 1023 and encodes 309 amino acids. Gene Ontology annotation, cellular component: cytoplasm; intracellular membrane-bounded organelle. The record is from RefSeq and is a predicted model, not a curated record. Gene Ontology annotation, molecular function: oxidoreductase activity, acting on paired donors, with incorporation or reduction of molecular oxygen, reduced flavin or flavoprotein as one donor, and incorporation of one atom of oxygen; heme binding; iron ion binding.